AUGGAAGAAUAUGAAUAUGAACAAGUUCUCGAGUAUGAGAACGAAAUCUAUCAAGUUAACGAGGAUUCAGAAAGUGAAAACGAAGAGUUGACAAAUGCGUUAGCACAAAUAUAUUACGCAGUAGAUAAUUCAAUAUCUGAUAUACAAAAUAACGAAGCAGCAACACCUAAUCUUGAAAUCAAUACGAGAAAAAUUACCAAAAAUAAUAGUAAUAUAUCAUUAGAGAAUAAGAAGCCAAGUCCGGUUCCGAUUCAUACAGAAAAUGCUGAUUCACAUAAGCGAAAAAGAAUAGUGUAUGAUGAGUCACAUAAAAAAUUUCCAUCACAUGAUAAUAGACAAUGUUGCGUACUUUGCAGAGAAUCUAAUCACGAUGAACACACUUGUGAGAAUAUACUUUAUCCUGAUAAUGAUGAGUCGACUUGGAGACGAUACAAUUUAACAGCGUCAACAGUAUGUAAAAGAAGCUUUAGACUGUAUUGUUAUCAUUGUACUAGAAAUCACUUUGGACAAGAUUGCCAACACAAAUCACGUAAUGAAAUCAAUUUUUCCCCUCCAUUCCGAAAUGAUAUGUCACAAAGAGAUUAUUCCAGACUCGAAAAUUCUCUGAAUUUAUCAAGGUGA
Messenger RNA from Funneliformis caledonium, 621 nucleotides. The record is from the annotation of a GenBank genome assembly. NCBI's taxonomy places the organism in Eukaryota, Fungi, Glomeromycota, Glomeromycetes, Glomerales, Glomeraceae.